AUGUCGAUAACCACCGCAUUCCCUUCGCCGUCAAAAACGAUAUUCAAGGAUUUCAUAUCCAUUGAGUUUUCUUUGCCUCAUGAAAGCGAUUCAGAGCAGUUCCGAUAUGAAGGGGGCAUUUCUCCCAAACAUACUCUGCAACAUGGUUUUCGGAAAGCACCUACCGCAAUUAUCCUCCAGGAUAUGCCUCGAGUAGAAUACUAUUUCACCACCAGUGGUCCAUCACCACCACCCGAAAUACCGCAACCCCCACCAGUUGCAAAGUACUCGAAGCUCCCUUCGAGAGACAUUGGUGUCGCGCGGUUCGUAAAGAGGAAGAUUAACUGUCUUGAGGAUAUACUCGUGUCAUAUCCCCUCGAUGUAGAUCCGAUCAAUACUCCGGCCGAGAUUCCCACAUCCGGUAUUGGCUGUUCAUCGCUAAACCUCCAAAAACAAAGCAAGAGGCGCCAUCCAAUCUGA
Molecule: messenger RNA, 459 nt
Organism: Histoplasma capsulatum G186AR
Lineage: Eukaryota; Fungi; Ascomycota; Eurotiomycetes; Onygenales; Ajellomycetaceae
Exons: 2
Coding region: 1-459 (152 amino acids)
Source: RefSeq, a predicted model, not a curated record